Molecule: messenger RNA, 1653 nt
Organism: Bombus terrestris (buff-tailed bumblebee)
Lineage: Eukaryota; Metazoa; Arthropoda; Insecta; Hymenoptera; Apidae
Gene: rept
Product: ruvB-like 2
Exons: 7
Coding region: 186-1574 (462 amino acids)
Biological process (GO): regulation of transcription by RNA polymerase II; chromatin remodeling; box C/D snoRNP assembly
Cellular component (GO): Ino80 complex; Swr1 complex; NuA4 histone acetyltransferase complex
Molecular function (GO): DNA helicase activity; ATP hydrolysis activity; ATP binding
Source: RefSeq, a predicted model, not a curated record
CCAUUGCCGUCACAGAUUGCACCAAUUAACACAUUCUUUCUGGAUACGUCACUGAUGACGAAUGCGCAUACGCAUGCUUUUGGGACUUUUCUGAUAGCGUCGCUAUUGGCAAUCCUCGCAUGUAGGACUGUUUAAAAAGGUUCUGUUUUGUUAGUAAGGAAUAAACACGUGAAAAAUUUGCAAAAAUGGCGGCCGUUGCAGCUGCAAAAGUUCAAGAAGUUCGUGAAAUCACAAGGAUAGAGAGAAUUGGUGCACAUUCUCAUAUUAGAGGUUUAGGUUUGGAUGAUAGUUUAGAACCUCGCCAUGUGUCGCAAGGUAUGGUUGGUCAGCUUAUGGCAAGGAGAGCCGCAGGUGUUGUCCUUGAAAUGAUUAAGGAUGGUAAAAUAGCAGGCAGAGCUAUACUGUUGGCAGGGCAACCUGGGACUGGAAAAACUGCCAUUGCCAUGGGAAUGGCACAAGCUUUAGGAAUGGAUACUCCAUUUACUUCAAUGGCAGGUUCCGAAAUAUAUUCUUUGGAAAUGAGUAAAACCGAAGCUCUUACUCAAGCUAUUAGAAAAUCUAUCGGUGUCAGAAUCAAAGAGGAAACAGAAAUUAUAGAAGGUGAAGUAGUCGAAAUACAAGUAGAUAGACCUGCUACAGGUAUAGGUGCUAAAGUUGGUAAACUAACACUGAAAACAACGGAGAUGGAAACAAUCUACGAUCUAGGAAACAAAAUGAUCGACAGUUUAAUGAAAGAAAAAGUACAAGCUGGAGACGUGAUUACAAUCGACAAAGCCACAGGAAAAAUAAAUAGACUGGGAAGGUCAUUUACUAGAGCUCGUGACUACGAUGCAACUGGUUCUCAAACUCGCUUCGUACAAUGUCCCGAGGGUGAAUUACAAAAACGCAAAGAGGUCGUACACACAGUAACUUUACACGAGGUCGAUGUUAUUAACAGCAGAACCCACGGAUUUUUGGCGCUGUUCUCUGGUGAUACAGGAGAAAUUAAAUCAGAAGUACGAGACCAAAUAAAUGCGAAAGUCGCUGAAUGGCGCGAAGAAGGAAAAGCAGAAAUCGUUCCAGGCGUUUUGUUCAUCGACGAGGUUCAUAUGCUCGACAUCGAGUGCUUCUCGUUUCUUAAUCGAGCACUCGAAAAUGAAAUGGCACCAGUCGUUAUUAUGGCUACAAAUAGAGGUAUUACUAGGAUCAGAGGAACGAAUUACAAAAGUCCGCAUGGUAUUCCAAUAGAUCUAUUGGAUCGUAUGAUCAUCGUUCCAACGAGUCCGUAUCAAGAAAAGGAAUUGAAAGAAAUUCUAAAGAUAAGAUGCGAAGAAGAAGAUUGCGAAAUGGCGGAUGAUGCUCUAACCGUUCUUACCAGGAUCGCAUUAGAAACUUCAUUGAGAUACGCGAUUCAAUUGAUUACUACUGCUUCUCUCGUUAGCAGGCGAAGGAAGAGUACGGAAGUCAAUAUCGAUGACGUGAAGCGUGUUUACCAAUUAUUCCUCGAUGAAAGUAGAUCUACACAGUUUCUCAAAGAAUAUCAAGAUGAUUUUAUGUUCAAUGAAAUGCCGGAAGAACCGAUGGAAAUAUCGUAACGAUAGGUAAAUAAAUAAAUUUAAACGCGAAUGUUGUUCAAUAAAAGUUUAUAAUUUUCUACUUAUUAAUUCCUUUCAA